Messenger RNA from Pelmatolapia mariae (spotted tilapia), 1110 nucleotides. It is a transcript of the gene cd8a, whose product is annotated as CD8a molecule. The record is from RefSeq and is a predicted model, not a curated record. The transcript is spliced from 6 exons. Lineage: Eukaryota; Metazoa; Chordata; Actinopteri; Cichliformes; Cichlidae. The coding region runs from base 86 to 760 and encodes 224 amino acids.
CAUAUCACGCUGAAUUAUCUCCCAGCAGACUUCAAUAAACACCAAAAAGACGUGUUUAGCUCCUAUUCUCGUCUGCAAGAUUAAAAUGGACCAAAAAUGGCUUCUGAUUCUGGUGAUCGUGGUGUCUUGUCAGAAAUUUACUCCAGGAGCUGCCAAAGACCAAAUAGCAAAGGAAGGACAGAAGGUUGAAAUAUACUGUAAACCUGAACACACAACGGGGGCCAGCAUGGUUGUCUGGUUUCGAGUCCUGAGCAAUUUUCGCAUGGAAUUCAUUGGGUCUUUCAGCACAAGUGGCAUACCAAAGACAGUGACAGCAAACUUUAACGAGCUCUACACUUACGCAAAUGAUCGUCUAACACUGAGGUCCUUCAAAAAAACCGAUACUGGCCAAUAUGGCUGUGCGACACUUUACCAAGGUACUAAAAUGGAUUUUGGAGACGUAACACAAAUAUCUGCAGAAAAAACUGUAGUUAAAACUGAAGCACCACCAACAUGUACCACCACACAGAGUGUGCCCAAAAUUACAACCUGUGCUUGUGAAGGCAAGAAAGGAGGAGAAUGGGAGUACAGUUCUGCUAUUACUUGUAGUCCAAUAAUGCUGGGAGCUCUUGCUGGUGGCUGUGGCCUUUUUCUUCUACUCCUCAUCAUCACCAUCUUGUACUGCAAUCGGAUAAGGACACGGAGAUGCCCACACCAUCACAAAAGAAGACCUCGAACGGCGCCUCCUGCAAAAGAAGCGAUGCCCGGCAGAUAUGUUUAAUCUAAAUGGUGAAAUUUCAGACACUUCUUUGCUUUCAUGCUAUUGCUGCAUCUUCUCAUCCUGUUUGCUAAAGUCAACCUAAAACAUUUUCUUUGUUUGUGAAAAUAUAAGAUGGUUUUAAAGUGGUUGUGUAUUCAGCGCAUAAAUGGAAAGCCUUUUAUUGCCAACAGUGAGUUAUAAUUUUCAUGUGGCUUGAUGGCUAACAACACUGUUUUGUCACAGGUAGAUUGAACCCUUUUAAUGAUAACUGUGUGGUUUAAAGAGUUUAUUUUGCAAAUCCACAUCGAUUCUUAUGGUUACGGGUACGACUGAAGAUGAUCCUGAGAAGCAUAUUCAUUUUGUUUCUGAAC